CCUAAAGUAACAAAAAACGUGUGACACAAACAUUAUCAAACAUGGCAUCAUCAUCAUCAUCAUCAUCAAAAGUAACAUUGAAAAGUUGUUACUCUGUGAGACCAAUGGAACUAACAUGGUGUGGUCGAUUACCAUUAUCCGAAUGGGAUCAAAUUGGAAUCAUAACACACGUUCCAACAAUUUACUUUUACCAACCUCCACAAAACUGGCUCACCCCCUCCACUAAAAUCGCCACCACUUUGAAAACCUCGUUAAGCAAAGUCCUAGUACCGUUUUAUCCACUAGCCGGUCGUUUACAAUGGAAAGAAAAUGGUCGUUUUGAUAUCGAGUGCAAUGCAUUGGGUGUUCAAUUCAUCGAAGCACAAUCCUCGUUAGAGUUAUCCGAAUUAGGUGACUUUUCACCUACUUCUGAAUAUUACCCUUAUCUUAUCCCGCACGUUGAUUACACACUCCCAAUUCAAGAUAUUCCGCUAGUUAUGGUGCAACUAACGCAUUUCAAAUGUGGGGGUAUUAGCAUUAGUUUGUUAGUCUCACAUGCUGCUGCUGAUGGACAAAGUUCGUUGCAUUUCUCUAAUGAGUGGGCCCGGCUCGCGCGGGGUGAGCCUUUGAAAAUGGCGCCGUUUCUUGAUAGAAACGUGUUGCCAUCGAAAAAAUAUUGUAACACCGUUGUUAAUGAAUGGGAAUUUAAUCAACAACCGCCAUUGUUGUUAGGAAAUUCAGAUAAUUUUGAAGAAAGGAAGAAAAAAACAACUGUGGCUAUUCUUAAAGUGAGUAAAACACAAGCUGAAAAGUUGAAAAAAACAGCCAAUGAGAGUUGGGGGGAACCUAGUAAUGGUCGAGGUUAUACGAGGUAUGAAACAUUAACUGGUCAUAUUUGGAGAAGUGCAUGUAAAGCUAGAGGGCAUGGAAAUGACCAACCAACCGGGCUUGGUGUUUGUGUUGAUUGGAGGAGUCGUGUCGAGCCUAAUUUACCAAAAGGGUAUUUUGGGAAUGCAACUUUGGAUGUUGUGGCUACUAGUCUUUCAGGUGAUUUAAUGUCUAAGCCUUUAGGGUAUGCUUCAAGUAGGAUAAGGGAAGCUAUUGAAAAAGUGAAUGAUGAGUAUGUUAGAUUGUGGUUUGAGUAUUAUAAGAAACAAGAAGAUUUUACUAAGUUUCAAGAUCUUCGUGAGAUCUUAGGGAGUGAUGAAAAAGGUCCAUUUUAUGGUAAUCCUAAUUUAGGUGUGGUUAGUUGGUUAACAUUGCCAAUUUAUGGACUUGAUUUUGGGUGGGGGAAAGAGGUUUAUAUGGGGCCAGGAACACAUGAUAUGGAUGGUGAUUCUUUGCUUCUUCCUAGUCAUGAAGAUGAUGGAUUGUUGGUUGCUAUUUGUUUGCAAGAGGUUCAUAUGGAUGAGUUCAAGAGGCAUUUUUAUGAAGACAUUGUGUGAUUGUGAUCUAUGGAUGAUGGAUCGAACGUGGAAUGAUACACGCAGAAGAAAAAAUAAGUUGGAUGACUUCUGGAAUUUAUAAAUAACUUAAACAAAAUAAGUAUGUGAAUUUAAUUAAAUGUAUAUCAAUGUUGGUAUAAGGAAACCAAUGUUAAUUAUUUCUUAACCAUAUAUUUGUUGCUUUGUAAUUUUGUUUGUUGUCUUAGUGAUAAAAGUAUAAUGUAUGAAUUGAAUUGCUUCCCUA
Molecule: messenger RNA, 1668 nt
Organism: Trifolium pratense (red clover)
Lineage: Eukaryota; Viridiplantae; Streptophyta; Magnoliopsida; Fabales; Fabaceae
Product: spermidine hydroxycinnamoyl transferase
Exons: 2
Coding region: 42-1424 (460 amino acids)
Molecular function (GO): acyltransferase activity, transferring groups other than amino-acyl groups
Source: RefSeq, a predicted model, not a curated record